Penicillium verhagenii is the source of this 1950-nucleotide messenger RNA. RefSeq names its product signal recognition particle receptor subunit alpha. Bases 1 to 1950 code for a protein of 649 amino acids. Gene Ontology annotation, cellular component: endoplasmic reticulum membrane; signal recognition particle receptor complex. The record is from RefSeq and is a predicted model, not a curated record. Gene Ontology annotation, molecular function: signal recognition particle binding; ATP hydrolysis activity; GTP binding. The transcript is spliced from 3 exons. Lineage: Eukaryota; Fungi; Ascomycota; Eurotiomycetes; Eurotiales; Aspergillaceae. Gene Ontology annotation, biological process: SRP-dependent cotranslational protein targeting to membrane.
AUGCUCGAAGCCUUUGAAAUUCUAACCACCUCCGGUGUGGUCCUGUGGUCCAAGUCCUACGCUCCCGUGGGGUCCCAUGUAAUUAACAGCCUGAUCAACGAUGUUUUUAUUGAGGAGAAGGUUGCCCCUCAAAGCACCUCAGCUGCAGGUGUUUCUCCGACAUUCAAAAAGGAAAAAUAUACGCUUAAAUGGAAGCGAGUCAAGGAGUUCAAUUUGAUCUUUGUCGCCGUCUACCAGUCACUACUUCACCUCGGAUGGAUUGAUAAACUCCUGGAAAAUAUCUCGACCAUUUUCAUCGAUGUCUACAAAGACCAGCUCAAGGGCAACCGCGCCAGAAUCACCACCUACCGAUUCGAGCCUUACUUCGAACAGCAAGUGCGGGAGCUCGAGGACAAUACUGCCGGUGCCGCAGAGGCCUAUACCGUUGAGACAGGCGAAAAGAAAGAUCCGCUUGUGUCAUCGGACAAUGGAGGGCCGCCACCGCCGCCAGUUCCUGGCCUUAUGAAAGCGCAGCAACAAGCUGCGCUUGCUGGGGCUGCCUCUGAUGAAGGCACGCCACCGGCAACUCCUGAUAUUUCUAGAUCUUCGACUCCACUCGCCAACCACAUCAUCACUGGAAAAGCUGGACCCGGCGGCCGAGGUUCUCGCCGUUCGCGCAAGGCUGCGAAUACUACCCCCAAUGCCUCGUCUGGCGAUGAGGUCUCGCGUAAAGCAAAGCCUGUGAAGGGCUCUGUUAAAAAGAUGCGUAAAUGGGAUGCCAGCGGAUUCGCUGAUGAAGACGAUGGUGAAAUUUUGGACUACUCUGCUCCGGCCGAUGGUACGGAGGCUCCCGCUCCCGCUGUAGAGGCUGUUGCGCCGGAGGAUUGGGGUCGCAAAACCGGCAAGGGCGAGUUCAUCCUCAAAGACUUGGGUGAUGAGGUCCAUAACAUUCUGGACAAUGCCGAUGCUGAGAAGAGCAAGGGCGCUGCGGCAUCUGGCUUCCUUGGUACUGGUUUCAACGCCGUUGGGGGUUUGUUCCGCAACAUUGUCGGUGGCAAGGUUCUUACAAAGGCCGAUCUCGAGAAGCCGCUCAAGGCGAUGGAAGACCAUCUUUUGAAGAAGAACGUGGCCCGUGAAGCUGCUGUUCGUCUCUGUGAAGGCGUGGAGCGCGAAUUGGUCGACAAGAAGACCGCAAACUUCCAGAGCGUUGAUGCCGCUUUGCGCAUCGCCAUGGAAGCGUCUCUGCGCAAUAUUCUGACUCCUACAUCUUCCUUGGACUUGCUGCGCGAGAUUAAUGCCGUGACCGCCCCAACCACUAAACAGCAAGCCCCUAGGCCCUAUGUCAUGUCCAUCGUUGGUGUCAACGGCGUUGGCAAAUCGACCAACUUGAGCAAGCUUUGCUUUUUCCUCCUGCAAAACAACUACCGCGUCCUCAUUGCUGCCUGUGACACCUUCCGUUCAGGUGCAGUGGAGCAACUUCGCGUCCACGCCCGCAACUUGAACGAGCUCAGUUCCCGCGAGAACGUCGGUCAAGUUGAGCUCUACGAGAAGGGUUACGGCAAGGAUGCUGCCAAUGUCGCCAAGGACGCAGUUGACUAUGCUGCUAGCCAGAAGUUCGACGUGGUCUUGAUUGAUACCGCCGGUCGACGCCACAACGAUCAGCGCCUCAUGUCUUCGCUGGAGAAAUUCGCGAAGUUCGCUAACCCGGACAAGAUUUUCAUGGUUGGUGAAGCUUUGGUUGGAACGGACAGUGUUAUGCAGGCUCGCAACUUCAACCAGGCCUUUGGAACUGGUCGGAACUUGGAUGGAUUUAUUAUUAGCAAGUGUGACACUGUCGGCGAUAUGGUUGGUACCUUGGUGAGCAUGGUUCAUGCCACUGGUAUUCCCAUUGUCUUUUUGGGCGUGGGACAGCACUAUGGCGAUUUGCGUGGACUGAGUGUCCCUUGGGCUGUUGACCUGUUGAUGAAAUGA